Maylandia zebra (zebra mbuna) is the source of this 998-nucleotide messenger RNA. NCBI's taxonomy places the organism in Eukaryota, Metazoa, Chordata, Actinopteri, Cichliformes, Cichlidae. The record is from RefSeq and is a predicted model, not a curated record.
UGCAGAAGUUAUUUAUGUUUGGGGAGCCUUUACUUGAGUCAGUGCAUUUGGAGGAACCACAAAUAACCGAGCUGAGGGAGAACAUCCGUAAUGUUCUAAUACAAGCAACCAUACCUCUCAGGGCUUAUGCUGCUGAGUAUGAGAAGUACUUAGAGCUGCACAAUUUGGACAUACAAGCUUACAUUCUCACAUCUUGUGGUGCAGAAAUGACAUCCCAAGAACUGAAAAAAGAGGUGCAGCAGCAUCUCAAAGAAAAGAGAAUAAUUGAACAGUCCUUGCCAUCCUCCCUAGUGAUUGGUCCAUUUCAUGUUUGUGUUAACGGGGUACGCAAGUCUCUCUCAGAAAAGAGAAAGGAGUUAGCCACGGCACUACUAGACCACCUUGCUCUGAAGCUACGUAUUCAGGUUGACCAGGCAUGUGAAGAAUGUGAAAUUAUUAACAGAAAGCUACGUGAGAAACCCUUUGGCAUCGAGGAACUGAGUGAAAAGAGGCAGUGGAUGAAACAAAUCCCAGAACAGCUUAAGAGUUACAAGGAACAUCUUGCCAAGACCUUGUCAGACUACGAGCUCAUAGAAGAAUUUUUCCACUCUCUUCCCAACAAUGAUGUCAACAAAAAGUGGAAAGCCAUUGAAUGGCCACAAAAGAUAAUCAACCAAAUGGAACCAGUAGCCACCCAGCACUUGGAGGAUGAGGAGUGCUUCCGCAAGAUCCAUCUAACUGAGCAGAGCAACUUUGAGGAGCAUUUAGCUAAUCUACAGAUGAUUGUUGCUAGGUUUGCGAGCCAUGGAGACAUUGAUCAUGCCCAUGAGAUGGCCAACAAGGUCAGGCAGACAAGCAAGCAACUUAAGGAGUGCCAAACUAUGGCCCAAAUUUACAACAACAGGGAACGCUUGUUCGGCAUGACAGUCACAAAUUAUGACCGUGUGCAGAAGCUUGUAAAAGACUUCCAGCCUUAUAGAGAUUUAUGGACCACCACCUCUGAUUGGCUGCUGGAGUGA